Messenger RNA from Corythoichthys intestinalis (scribbled pipefish), 760 nucleotides. RefSeq names its product paired box 4 (gene pax4). Gene Ontology annotation, biological process: anatomical structure development; regulation of transcription by RNA polymerase II. Gene Ontology annotation, molecular function: RNA polymerase II cis-regulatory region sequence-specific DNA binding; DNA-binding transcription factor activity, RNA polymerase II-specific. Bases 2 to 760 code for a protein of 252 amino acids. The transcript has 7 exons. NCBI's taxonomy places the organism in Eukaryota, Metazoa, Chordata, Actinopteri, Syngnathiformes, Syngnathidae. The record is from RefSeq and is a predicted model, not a curated record.
CAUGUGGGGGACACAGUUGGAGCCUGCAAAUCAAGGCGGCAGCAACAUGAAUCAGCUGGGUGGGACGUUCCUCAACGGCAGACCCUUGCCGGAUGCCAAACGCAGAAAGAUGGUGGAACUGGCAUCGGAGGGGGUGCGUCCAAGUCAGAUUUCCAGGAUUCUGCGGGUGUCGACAGGGUGCGUGAGUAAAAUCCUCAGCCGCUACCGCCUCACUGGAGUAAUCCAGCCCAAGACUGUCGGGGGAAGCCGACCACGACUCCUCACGCCCGCCGUGGUGGCUGCCAUUGUUCAACUCAAGCGAGAAGACCCGUCUGUUUUUGGAUGGGAAAUUCGGAAACGCCUGUUAGCUGGACGCAGCUGCCAAGCUUCAAAAGUUCCCAGCGUGUCAUCUAUAAACAGGAUUAUAAGGAGAAUCCCAUUGGAUUUAGGACCAAUGACUAACAUGCACGCUCGGCCUGAGCACAGUUUUUACACCACAACAGAAGAAGCAGUCACUUUGACCAGACCCAAAGGUUCUCAUCAGAGAAUCCGGACCACCUUCACUUCAGAGCAGAGCACAGUCUUGGAAACAGAGUUUUCCCUUAGUCCAUAUGCUGACAUGCACACGAGAGAAAAGCUCGCCUGCCGGAUCGGAAUUCCUGAGGACACCAUCAAGGUCUGGUUCUCAAACAGAAGAGCCAAGCGGAGGAGAGAAAUCCAACAAGGUUUUUUCAUCGACCCAAUGGAUGGCAAUGACGUUUAUUGCAGUCAAUGGCACUGA